AUGCCUCAUAAUCAUUCUCAUAGCACUUCUAACUCACCAAACCUUCAUCAACUCACUCAUCAUCAAUACACAUCUCUUCCACAACCCCAUUUCAGUCCUUCAAGACAGAACUUUCUUGAUUCUGCUAUGGUUUAUUCUGAUCAGAGAAAAGGCUCUAGAGUUCCUUAUAACAAUCUUCCACGUUACCCUCCAAUUCUAGAAACUAUGAGUUUAGAUCAUUUUCCAGUUCAAGAAAUCAAAACAAGUACAUCAAGACUUCCAUCUCUUCCACCCCCUAAGAAGGAUUUAUUGAAGACAUCAUCAAUCACAACCUUGGCUGAAGAUUAUGUUCCAUUAAAUUCUAUUGGAACACUUCGAUCAUUUAAUACAUCCACUAAACUUGAUGAAAACCGUUCUAAUACCUUACCUACUCUUACUUCCUAUCCUGAAUCUUCUUCAGCUCAGUCUUUUAGUUCUAAAAAACCUUUUCGCCAACUCACACCCACACCCUUACACCUUAUGUCAGUUCCAUCAAUCGAGCCAAAACCACUUAUCAAACGAUUUCAUCUUCCUACUUCAUCAGAUCAUUUUCCUAAAUCCCCAAUCUCAGCUUUUUAUGAACCUAAGAUGCUUACUCUCCAAACCGAUCCAAUAACCUUACCAACUUCAAGUUUAGUACACGAAUCUGAACUUAUCUUACGACCUUGUACAAGUUUUGAAAAAACCUUUCAAAGGGAUCAGUCACUUAGGAAUACGGAUUUAAUUAAUCAAACUCAUUCACAAGAAUCUAUUGGAUUUGUUUAUGAUCCUACAAGUUUGGUUAGCAAUUUUACAGAUGAAGAAACGUUUUAUCAUGCUCAACUUACUAAAGAACAUAAAGAUUUGAUUAGGUUUAGGAUUUGUAGGUUUAGGAAUAGAUCUUCUUGUGUUUCUAAACUUGAGAAAUUACCGGGUAGGUUUGGUAAACUUUUUAAAGUCGAUGAUUAA
Messenger RNA from Melampsora larici-populina 98AG31, 966 nucleotides. RefSeq lists its product as uncharacterized. The transcript has 2 exons. Lineage: Eukaryota; Fungi; Basidiomycota; Pucciniomycetes; Pucciniales; Melampsoraceae. The record is from RefSeq and is a predicted model, not a curated record. The coding region runs from base 1 to 966 and encodes 321 amino acids.